GGUUCAGCUUGCCUGAUUGGGAAAAAUGGCUGCAUUCUUACAGUGGCGAAGAUUCGUGUUUUUCGAUAAGGAGACAGUGAAGGAUCCAGCAGACAAUGGGAAAAACUUUGUCGUCCCCGUGGGCAUAUCGGCCUGCGAUUCGGGUCGGGGUCAUAUCGUACUGGGAGAUAUGGAAGGUCAGAUAUGGUUCCUGACCCGCUCUCUGCAGUUGACUUCCUUUCAGGCCUACAAACUACGGGUCACACACCUCUACCAGCUGAAGCAACACAGCAUUCUGGUAUCCGUAGGUCAGGAUGAGCAGGGAAUUAAUCCACUGGUCAAGGUGUGGAACCUGGACAAGCGGGACAGUGGGAAUCCUCUUUGCACUAGGAUCUUCCCUGCCAUCCCGGGAAACAAGCCCACAGAGGUGUCUUGCCUCAGUGUGCACGAGAACCUCAAUUUCAUGGCCAUCGGGUUUACAGAUGGAAGUGUGGUACUGACCAAGGGUGACAUCACCAGAGACAGGCACAGUAAAACCCUCACUCUGCACGAGGGCACUGCACGAGGCAAGCUCACUCACCUCUUUGUCACCACCUUGGAGAAAGUGCAGUGCUACACCCUAUCGGUGAAGGAGUACCCUCGGCUGGAGCUGGACACGCACGGCUGCGGCCUGCGCUGCUCGGCGCUCAUGGACCCUUCCCAGGAUUCCCAGUUCAUCGUUGCGGGAGACGACUGCGUGUACCUGUACCAGCCUGACAAGCGCGGGUCCUGCUUUGCCUUCGAAGGCCGCAAGCUUCUGGCACACUGGCACCGGGGCUAUCUUCUCUUGCUCACGCGUGACACAAAGUCGCCCAACAAGUCUGACUUUCGCAGUGGAGAGGCCUCUCCCUCAGAACGCCAGAUCCUGACCAUCUAUGACCUGGACAACAAGUUCAUCGCCUACAGCGCCGCGUUCGACGACAUCAUCGACGUGCUGGCUGAGUGGGGUUCCUUCUACAUCCUGACGCGUGACGGAAAGAUGUCCGUGCUGCAGGAGAAGGACAUGCAGACCAAGCUGGAGAUGCUCUUCAAGAAGAAUUUUCUCGUGAUGGCCAUCAAUUUGGCCAAGAGCCAGCACCUUGACAGUGAUGGGCUGUCCGAGAUCUUCCGCCAGUACAUUCGAGGCACCCAAUGUGAGAACUACCAGGAGGCCCUGAGGUACAUUAGCCGGCUGCCCUUUGAACAGGCGGAAAGCAACAUGAAGCGUUAUGGCAAGACCCUGAUGCACCACGUUCCCGACGGCACCACACUUCUGCUGAAAGCCCUGUGUACGGACUACCAGCCAAGUCGCGACUCCACCGACCGGGACAGCCUGGACAAGGGAACCACAAACAAGGCCAAUUCAGAGGAGUUCAUCCCCAUCUUUGCCAACAACCCCCGUGAGCUACGGGCCUUCCUGGAGCACAUGAUCCAGGUGGAGCCCAUGUCCCCAGCGGGCGUGUACGACACCCUUCUGGAGCUUCGGCUGCAAGACUGGGCACACGAGCAGGACUCUGAGAAGAAGAAGAUUCUUCAGGAGGCGGCGUUGUUUCUGUUGACGAGGGACAAUACGGUCUUUGACAAGGCACUCGUUCUGUGCCAGAUGCACAACUUUAAGGAGGGGGUGCUGUACCUGUAUGAGAAGGGAAAGCUGUAUCAGCAGAUAAUGCACUACCACAUGCAGAACGAGGAGUACGGGAAGGUAGUGGAGGCCUGCAAGCGCUAUGGAAACCAGGAGGCGUGCCUGUGGGAACAAGCCCUGGGGUACUUCGCCCGUAAAGAAGAGGACUGCAAGGCCUACAUCAGUGAGGUGCUGGAGCACAUCGACCAGAACAACUUGAUGCCUCCUCUGUUAGUGGUGCAGACGCUGGCUCACAACUCGACGGCAACGCUGUCGGUCAUCAAGGACUACCUCAUCAACAAGCUGCAAAGGGAGAGCCAGCAGAUCGACGAUGACGAGCGCAAGAUCCGGCAGUACCGAGAGGAGACAGCCCAGCUCCGCUCGGAAAUCCAGGAGCUCCGGACCAGUGCUAAGAUUUUCCAGAAGACCAAGUGCAGCAUGUGCAACAGCCCCUUGGAGCUGCCGUCGGUGCACUUCCUGUGCAGUCACUCCUUCCAUCAGCACUGCUUCGAGAGCUACGCCGAGAGCGACGCCGAGAGCCCCACCUGCACCCCCGAGAACCGCAAGGUCAUGGACAUGCUCUGCGCCCAGGACCAGAAACGCGACCUGCACGACCACUUCACCCGACAGCUGCGGUGCUCCAAUGACGGCUUCUCGGUGGUAGCCGACUAUUUCGGCCGAGGGGUUUUCAACAAACUGACCCUGAUCACCGACCCCCCUGGGGGCACGACCGGGGCGGGGAUCCUGGAGGCGGACCUGCAGAGAGACCUGCUGAUCCACACAAAGAGAAACGCCUGAGAAACCCGUCAGAUGCACCGCCUGCGCUGCAUCUCCUCACUGUGCAACACCCAAUCAGUGUGUCCUUCAGUGAGCUUCACAUUACAGCCAAUAACAACUCGAGAUUAGCUUGGGCAAACAUACCCAGUGAAAGAGCCUGGCUCACUGUGAGCCUGCCCUGCAGAUCUGAACGAAAUGUUGACUUGCCUAGAGGAGACACCUGGGAAGAUGGCUGUUUUACAAUUAAAUUUAAUGAAAAGUGGUUGCCGGAGGAAAAGACCACUAUUGCACAAGCCCUUGUGUUCUGCAAGCAUGCGCUGUUAUAGUACCGUGUGCAGUUGUGCUGUCCGCUUCUUUACAAGGCAGUGGGAUUUUUGGGAAGGGUUGCAGAACUGUGAGCUUAACAUAUUAAUGUAUAUAAAACACCUUUGAGCUGUGACCUAAAGCUUAAAAGAAAAAUGUCUUAAACACAAUGUAGUAUUUAUAGGUUUGUCAUAUUUCUGCUAGACUAACUUAGUUUAUAUCUCUUUAAGGACGUAUAUACAGUGUUGUAUAUACAGAGUUACUCAAAUGAGUGGCACUUCAGACAAUGAUGAAGAAUUACCAAUUUUGUAUCCGGUUGCUUUGCAUAAUUCUGAAAAAAAUGCAGUCUGUAUCUUUAUGUAUGGAAAAGACCAGCUUGAGUGUUUCUGAGAUACAAUAUUUAAGUAAAUAGACUGCAUGAAACUGGUUAAAUCAGUAAACAAAAGAGAAGCACUAUGUUUCAGUAGUUUUAUCACUAAAGGUGCAAUGUAAAGGAGCAAGUAAUUUACAAAAUAUUUCCUCUGGUUGUGUUUUCAGUAAUAACAAACUGAUUACUGUGUUGCCAUCUCCAAGCACCGGAUUGGAAUUGGCCACAUUUGCAAUGAAUUUGUUAAACCCAGUCGUGUUGUGAACAGGCUUUUACGUGUACAUGAGUUGAGAUGAAGUUACUGUCUUACUAAAACAACUGUUUGCUCUGUGGCCACAUGGUUAAUACUACACUUGUAAGAAAUUGAAUGUGAAAGGAGAAAGUUAAAUGUCUUAUUAAAUUCUCUUGACAGUG
Anguilla rostrata (American eel) is the source of this 3479-nucleotide messenger RNA. RefSeq names its product VPS11 core subunit of CORVET and HOPS complexes (gene vps11). NCBI's taxonomy places the organism in Eukaryota, Metazoa, Chordata, Actinopteri, Anguilliformes, Anguillidae. Gene Ontology annotation, biological process: intracellular protein transport; endosome organization; vesicle-mediated transport. The record is from RefSeq and is a predicted model, not a curated record. Gene Ontology annotation, molecular function: protein-macromolecule adaptor activity; protein binding. Gene Ontology annotation, cellular component: endosome; HOPS complex.